This is a messenger RNA of Cornus florida, 2619 nucleotides long. RefSeq names its product peptidyl-prolyl cis-trans isomerase CYP71. The transcript has 14 exons. Lineage: Eukaryota; Viridiplantae; Streptophyta; Magnoliopsida; Cornales; Cornaceae. Gene Ontology annotation, biological process: protein folding; protein peptidyl-prolyl isomerization. The record is from RefSeq and is a predicted model, not a curated record. Gene Ontology annotation, molecular function: peptidyl-prolyl cis-trans isomerase activity; protein binding. The coding region runs from base 161 to 2023 and encodes 620 amino acids.
UUGAGAAAAAGAGAAACACAAGAAGCAUGAAGCCCAGUGUUACACCAGAAAGGGAAAGAGAGGAGAGUUUAUGAUCACUGAUCGGUGCUUUCAAAACUAGGGUUUCUAUCUAUUUUGAUAUUUUCUUGAAUCAGACUUUCUUCAUAAAACCCUGCAAGAGAUGGAGGAGCCUCAGAACGGGAACGAAAGCUCUGUUGUCGCAGUGACCGAGGAAGAUCCGGUAGUUGGACCCGGCCCGGCACCUCGCGCUCGUCCCAAGCGUCCUCUCCAGUUCGAGCAAGCGUAUCUCGACUCCCUUCCCUCUGCCAACAUGUACGAGAAAAGUUUUAUGCACCGUGAUGUGGUGACACAUGUUGCUGUUUCGGCAGCAGAUUUUUUCAUAACUGGGAGUGUUGAUGGGCACAUAAAAUUUUGGAAGAAGAAGCCUAUUGGCAUUGAAUUUGCGAAGCAUUUUAGAUCCCACCUUGGCCCAAUUGAAGGGCUGGCUGUUAGUUUGGAUGGUUUGCUUUGCUGUACAAUUUCUAAUGAUCGUUCCGUCAAAAUAUAUGACGUAGUCAACUAUGACAUGAUGGUCAUGAUACGUCUUCCAUUUAUACCCGGUGCUGCUGAAUGGAUUUACAAACAAGGGGAUGUCAAAGCGAAACUUGCUAUUAGUGAUCGUAACUCCUCAUUUGUGCACAUAUACGAUGCACGAGCUGGUUCAAAUGAACCCAUCAUCUCUAGAGAGAUACACUUGGGCCCGGUAAAAGUUAUGAAGUACAACCAUAUUUUUGAUACUGUGAUAUCUGCAGAUGACAAGGGAAUCAUCGAGUACUGGAACCCUGCUACACUUCAGUUCCCAGAGAACGGGGUGAAUUUCAGAUUGAAAAGUGAUACUAAUCUCUUUGAAAUUGCGAAAUGCAAAACUGCUGUCUCUGCUAUUGAGGUGAGCCCAGAUGGUAAGCAAUUUUCCAUCACUUCUCCUGACCGUAGAAUGCGUGUACUUUGGUUUAGAACGGGAAAAUUAAGACGAGUAUAUGAUGAAUCUCUUGAGGUUGCCCAAGAUCUGCAGAGGAGUGAUGCUCCCUUAUACCGGCUGGAAGCUAUUGAUUUUGGACGAAGAAUGGCUGUAGAGAAAGAAUUUGAGAAAACAGAAAAUGCACCCCAACCGAAUGCAGUUUUUGAUGAAAGCUCGAACUUCCUUAUAUAUGCAACUCUCCUUGGAAUUAAAGUUGUGAAUUUACAUACCAAUAAAGUUGCUCGAAUUCUUGGUAAGGUGGAGAAUAAUGAUAGAUUCUUAAGAAUUGCCUUGUAUCAAGGUGAUCGAAGCAGUAAAAAAGUACGAAAGAUUCCUGCCGCUGCAGCAAAUGCAAAUGAGAGCAAAGAGCCUUUGACUGAUCCCACGCUCUUAUGUUGUGCUUUCAAAAAACACCGUAUCUAUUUGUUCAGUCGAAGAGAACCAGAGGAACCUGAAGAUGCGACUAAGGGGAGGGAUGUGUUUAAUGAAAAGCCUCCCGCUGAUGAACUUUUGGCUGUAUCAGAUAUCGGAAAAUCUGUUACAACUUCUCUUCCAGAUAAUGUGAUCAUGCACACCACGCUGGGUGAUAUUCACAUGAGGCUCUACCCUGAAGAAUGUCCAAAAACUGUGGAGAACUUUACAACACACUGCAGAAAUGGAUAUUAUGAUAAUCUGAUUUUCCACCGGGUCAUAAAAGGCUUUAUGGUACAGACAGGAGAUCCUUUGGGAGAUGGUACUGGUGGGCAAUCUAUUUGGGGAAGGGAGUUUGAAGAUGAGUUUCACAAAAGCUUACGUCAUGACAGGCCUUUCACUCUUUCAAUGGCAAAUGCGGGGCCCAACACCAAUGGCUCUCAAUUCUUUAUCACCACAGUAGCCACUCCAUGGCUGGACAAUAAGCACACAGUUUUUGGUAGAGUGAUAAAAGGAAUGGAUGUUGUCCAGGCUAUUGAGAAAGUGAAGACAGACAGGGGAGAUAGGCCAUUUCAAGAUGUGAAAAUCUUAAAUGUGACUGUUCCCAAGUCUUAAAGCCUUCCCCAUGCCAUUGAUGAUAUGUUACUUAUUGUUGCUGAUUUUUGUUGGCAGUCCCAGGCCACAAGAACAUCUCACAUCAGGUACACGGUGCUAUCAUGUUGAGGAAACCAAGAGAAAUUAACUUUUCCAAUGAGUGGUUAUUUGAGAUUUAGCAUACAUAUCACCUCGUGUUAUUGAAAUCUGGGAUCGUUAUCCAUGACUUCGACUCUUUGAAGAAAGUCCCACAGGCAGGCGAUCAGUAAAUUGAAUCAUGACGAUGAUAGGGUUGUUUAUUGUGUGGCAUAUGGCAUUGAUAUAUAUAUAUAUAUAUAUAUAUAUAUAUAUAUAUAUAUAUAUAUAUAUAUAUAUAUAUAUAUAUUUAGUAGCAUGUUACUUUGUUGUUGGACUAGGAAAGUAAAUGGACAGGACGUGUAACAUGUCCAUGACCUGGAUUAACCCCGAGGAAUCAGGCAUUGAGAUGACACUAUAAUUUGUAUAUGUUUUGUGCUUGGUUUCUCUGCUAUGUUUUGUAGUUGCUAAAGCAUAUUUAUCAGACCGAACUGGAAAUCCUGAAAUUGUCAAUGGAUAUUACGCCUUCUCAUUUUGUGCUU